AUGAUAUAUGAAAAUAAUAUAGGCCGAAGAGUAUUUAAAAUAGAAGGUAGUGUAUCAGCAUGUAAUUAUAUUAAUAUUCCUGAUGUUUCUACCGGAAUAAAAUCAUUAGGUUUAACCGGAAGAUAUAUUUAUUUAGAAUUUAUUACUAUUAAAUAAAAAUAUUUUAGUAUUCAUUUAGAUUUUUAAGUUAAAAGUAGAGAAUAAAUAGUACGUUUUACUAUUACUAAUAUGAAUGAAGAAUAUAAAAAUUAAAACAAUUAAGUUCUAAUAAUUCCUUUUCCAAAAUAAAGUUAUGAGAAAUGGAAUAUUUUAGUACUUGAUAUCGAGUUCCUAUUAUAAAAUUAUGGACUUUUUAAACACGAAAAAAUUAUAAGUUUUUAAAAUUUUCAUAUGUUAAAAAGUCUAUAAAUUUGUUCUAAUUUACUUUUUAGAGGAGCUUUUACAGCCGAUUAUUUAUAUGAUCAUAAUGUUAGCAAUAUAUAAAUACUUUUUAUUAUUUUUGUCUUCUGUAAUUUUCAUAUAAUAACACAAUAAUCAUAUUUAAUAAAAAGGUUACUAAAAACGUUUUAUGGCCUUUUUAUUAUUAUAAUUAAUUUUAUAGAAAAUUACAGAAAGAAUAUAUAAAUAAUUUCUAAUAUAUAUAUAUAUUUAUUUAUAUUUUUUUUUUAUCUAUAUAAAAAUAGAGUUUACCAAGAGAAUUAGAUUUUAAAAUACUUUAAAAAGAUUAAAAAUGGACUGAUGUUUAUUCAAUAAUAUAUAUAAAGGGACAAGAAGAACAAUAAAAGGAAAAAAACAAAGAAAAUAUACCCGAAAACACCCCUUAUAUAUUAGAAAGUAAGUCUAUUUAAGAAAAUAGCAUAGUUUAGUCAAAAAAAACCACCCAAAAAUAUAAAUAAAAUCAUAUUCUCAAAAUAAAAAAUGUUAUUGGAUAUUCAGGAAAUAUAUGUCCAGAUAUAAAAUGGUCUAAAAAUUAAGAAAAUUAACACGAAAUAAUAACAAUAGUAGGAUCCUUAAUAAUCAUAAAUAAUACAUAAAAUCCUUAAAUAUAACGAAUUAUAUAAGGAAAUAAUAAUUAAAUACUUACAUAUGAUAUAUCUAGAAAUGGAAAAUAUAUCAUAUCAGUUUAAGACGGAAAAAAAAAUUAAAUAAGAAUAUGGGACUAUAUUACAGGUGAUAAUAUAGGAAAAGCUGAUAUUUUAAAUAUGGAAAAUGUCAAAAACAUAUCUAUUUCUUUUGAUUUUUAGUACUUUUGUAUAUAAGGAAAUGACGAAUAUAAUCGUGAAAUGAUUUUUUUAUUUGAAAUUUAAUAAAAAUAAGAAGGAAAACAGUUUAAUAUAGAAUUUUUGUAAAGACAAGCUUCAGAAUCUAAUAUUAUAUCCAUGAAAUACUCACCAAUCGAAAACACAAAAAUAAUAACCUGUGGUAAGGAAAACAUCAGAUUUUGGAGGAAAAAAAAUUAACAAAUGAUAAGUUCUCCAGUAAUACUCACUCCCUAAUAUAGAAAAACAGUCUUCACAGUCCUCGAAUACGAAUAUAUAUUUGAUUAAUUUAUGAAAAUAAAGCGAGUUUUCAUAGGAUCGAAAGACGGACACCUCUUCUAGGUUAAUUAUUAGACUUAAGAACUGGAAAAUAUAUAUAAAUGCCAUAAUAUGGCCAUUACAUCUAUUUGUUUUAGUGCAUCCUUCUGUAGUACAGGGGCCGAGGACAUGUAUUUAAGGGUGUGGCCUUUAGAUUUUAGUGAAUAUAGUCUAGAGGCUAAGCACGAGGGCGUUAUAUA
Molecule: messenger RNA, 1777 nt
Organism: Ichthyophthirius multifiliis
Lineage: Eukaryota; Ciliophora; Oligohymenophorea; Hymenostomatida
Product: WDr90 protein, putative
Exons: 4
Source: RefSeq, a predicted model, not a curated record